Molecule: messenger RNA, 4278 nt
Organism: Chelmon rostratus (copperband butterflyfish)
Lineage: Eukaryota; Metazoa; Chordata; Actinopteri; Chaetodontiformes; Chaetodontidae
Product: immunoglobulin-like domain-containing receptor 2
Exons: 10
Coding region: 14-2248 (744 amino acids)
Biological process (GO): pancreas development
Cellular component (GO): membrane
Source: RefSeq, a predicted model, not a curated record
ACAUCGUCCAGGGAUGGGACGAAAGAGGAAAGAAGGCGACGGUCAUCCGAAAACUUUGAUGAAAUCCACCUGCGGGGUUUGGAUAAUGCCGAAGUGGUGGAUUUUUAUCGUUUGUCUGACAGAUGUCCUCCCUCCCCGCUGCUUGGGGGUUCACGUGUUUGUGAGAGAUGAGAAGAGGUAUGCUGUGCUGUUCCAGUCAGUGGUCCUGCCCUGCCAGUACAACAGCGUGUCCACACAGACCCCCGUAGUGCAGUGGGUCUACAAGUCGUACUGCCGCGACCGCACGCGUGAUUCGUUCAGCUUCCCCGACAGCCUGAGUGGAGGCCUGGGAGGAGGCGGGCUGACGGGUGGAACCGGAGGAGUCGGUGGAGGGUAUGAGACUGGGAUGACGGCGAGCUACCUCGACUGCGCUGACAGCAGCCGGACCGUCCGAACUGUGGCCUCCAUCUCCGGUUCCUCAGUCACGCUGUCCGAGUACUACAAGAACAGAGACAUCUCCAUCAUCAACAAAGCAGACCUGCGCAUAGGUGAGGUCCAGUGGGGAGACAGUGGAGUUUACAUCUGUAAAGUGGUUAUAUCGGAUGAUUUGGAGGGACAGAACGAAGCUUCUGUGGAGCUGCUGGUUCUUGGUUUCUCAGGUGUGCCUGAAGAUCUCCUGCCAGACUUUGAUUUGAAGAUUAUGCCAGAGUGGGUGUUUGUGACGGCGGUGGCGCUGGGCAGUGUCUUAUUCCUGCUGUUGGUUGGGGUGUGCUGGUGUCAGUGUUGUCCUCACUCCUGCUGCUGCUACGUCAGCUGCUGGUGCUGCCCCGACACAUGCUGCUGCCCUAGACACUUAUACGAGGCAGGUAAGGGAAUAAAGACGGGCACCUCCACCCCUCAAACGCCUGCCUACCCUCCAUACUUUGUCACUGGUGUCCCAACGAUGGUCCCCAUUGCCCCACCCUCCCUGGUGGACAAGAUGUCUUCUGUCCCGCCUUCAGAUGGCAGCCUACUCACAGCAGUGCCGAUGCAUGCUGUAGGGGUGCCCUACCGUGUGCCUUCACCUCAGGAUCAGGACUCUCUCAGGGUGCUACAGUAUGUAGAGAAACAACUGGCUCACUUCAACCCUGCCAGGUCCACCAGCCACCAGUCCUGCAGUCUGUCCGAGCUGAGCUCCCUCCACGAGGGAGACUCCGGCUUCCGCCAGACAUUCCGAAACGUCCAGAAGAAAGCGCUGCCCGCCAUCCCAGACCACGACCCUCAGCCUGAACCCCAACGCUUCAGGGAGGUUCGCAGCCCAGAGCCGCAGCGUUACCGUGACAAUCCCCCUUCACCGCAACGAUAUCAUGAUGACCCCGACUCAGAGCCCCGCCGCUGCCAGGAUGAGCCCCUUCCGCCGCGGCGGUACAGCGACGACCCUCCGUCCUCCUCGCAGUCGCGCAGGCUCGGCCGAAAUCAACGGCAGCAGAAUCACAGCGAGGAGGAAAACCACAGCAGGUGGAACCCUCGUUCAGAACAUCUCCACAGGAAGACAUACCGUGCUGCAGGACGAACUGGCUCACUGGAUGAGCUGGAGGAGUUUGCUGCCUGUUACAAGCAGAGAGGAGGCAGAGGGGCAGAGAAAAGGGAAGAAGAGAGGGGAGACUAUGAGAUGGAGCUUCUGGAGUUCAGUCGAUAUCCUUCCUACCGGGAUUGUCCACCGCAGCAUUAUCACAGUGAUGAAAAUGAGCUUGAAGACUGCAGCGACCGUGAAGAUCAUCCCAGACGAAACAAGAAAAAUGGACAUUUCAUAAGUCCACUGCAAUCACCAAAAAAGAGGAGGGGCACUUGGGACAGCGAGCGCCCUGUCCCACCUCCUCCCAGAGUCAGUCCACCCUCAGCUUCUUCUCAAGAGAAGGACUACGAUGGCACGUUCCUGAACAGCCUGCUGGAGCGUAAGGCUAAGUUGCGAGGGGUCGGCAUGGGGAAGAGUGGGGCCCGGGGUGAGGAAGAUUCAGACACACCCUCGAAGAGCAGCUCGAAAAAGAGCAGCGGGGAAUCGAGUCGGCACUGCAGCCGCUCGCCUAGUAACAGGCCAGAGGCAGAUUCUCUGUCUCCUUACUCGGACACAGAGCGGAGCAGAACUGACAGGCCAUCUCCACGGCCGCCUCCAGCAAACACUCGCUCCUCUCAACCUCCUGGCCAUUCCCUGCCCGGGCGCAGAGAGGAACCCAGAGACAAGACCCGGAAAGUGAGCACUCUUCUGAGCCGGGAUUCCCUCAUCGUCUGAUCGUCUGAGAGCCGCUCAGACUGAGCACCACAGGGACUGUGUGUCAGCUGCUGAAAGACAGGACUUUGAGUGUGGACAUAUGCAAAGUACAACCGACCGUGAAGGAAAGCUGAAUGAAGAAACGCACAGCAGACACACUGUAGCUGGAGUUUCUCCCCGUGACGUCGGUGAAUUAUGAAGUCAUCACUGUGCGGUUUCUGUCUCCGGCUGCCUCAUAUAUAUUUCGGCCGGACAAACACUUAACUAAUGUGGGCUGGGUAUAUGACCUGGACCGUCCCUCCCGGGGGGGACACCGUCCGUCUCCCCUCAUCCCUUUAGAAAAGGCUCUGAAGCGGAGAGACCGGCUAUACGCAUCCAGCACAAUGAGAGCAUUCAUUUCCAUUUGAUGAGAUAUCUGCAUUAAAAAAGCACGGUUGUAGAAAAGAAGUGUAUAACAGCACCAUUAUUGUAGAGGACGUGUUGUAGCUUCAGUUGUUUGACAAUACAAACACUGUGUCACUCAGUAACAUAUUCAGGGACUAAAGUGCCUAAUUCAGACGGCUUUUGCAAGGAGAUUUUAAUAAACUAUAACUAAAGCUGGAAGAAGUAACCAACAUUAUCAUAUGUUUACAGUGGGGGUGGACAAAAUAAUGUAAACUGGGAAAACAUACGGCAUGACAACAUACGGUAUACCCAAAGCUACAUUGACAAAGUACUUAAUUAAUGCAGACUCUGACCCAAUCUGACCCACAUUUGUUGCCGCAUUUGCAGUGGUGAAGUAAAAACUUCUAAAUCCCGUUCUUUUUCAUGAAGCAGUAUCAUUAUUUUGUCUCCGUCCUGUAUGUCAGUGAAGACGUUCAUCUCCUAUUAAAACAUGUUAGUUUGCACAAAGUAACUCUUCUCUCCGAGGGACUAAAAAUGACCUUUUCUAUGUUUUUUGUAAGCAUUUACGGUAUUGAACAGCCACUUGCCUUUAAAAGUUUUUUUGUACGACAGUAUGAAGACAUUUUUGUGUGUGAACUCGACCUAUUUAUGUGUGUGGUGUGAUAUGAACACUGUAAUUUGUAAAUGAUUAUGUUUGCAUAAGCUUUCCAGUGUGACUGUGUACAUGGAGUGUCUUUGAUUUGAUUGCUGUUAUUCAGCUUUUUCUUAUUACUGCUGAGUCAAUAGCUAAACCAAUACCUUCACGUGUUAUCAGCCGUCACACACACAUACAAAGCACACAUUAGCCUACUGAUUUUCUAUCUGCUGCAGCAUGCAGUGUGUCAACAUUCCUGCCUCCAUGUUUCAUCGGCUCGUCUUGAGAAAGGUAAUGCCUGUGUUUAGUUUUCUUCCAUUGUGUUUUCUGCUGUCUGGUACUGACAUCUGUGUGUGUGUGUGUGUGUGCGCGCGAGAAAGAGAGAUGACUCUACUUUUCUGUAAAGGAGACAAUGUGUAAUUGAGUAUGACUCAUGUCUUUGUUCAUUGUUGUAAUCACAGACUGCCUGCCUGUCUUUACUGCACAGCUGUGUCAAAACUCACACAUCAGUUCUGCCAGCUCAACCGCAGAUGAUCUGCGUUGCAGUUGUUUUGUCGUCCACAUAAAUAAUUUGUUACAACAGUUAUGUCCUUAAAGUAUCUGUUCAUUAAACUGGCGAGAUCCAGUUGCAUCCAGUUGCAACAUGGAGUCCAAAAGUGUUUAUCUCUCCAUCUUCUCAGCAAAUAAACAGAGCAGAAACAAUGAAACACAGGUUUUAUUUUAGGUUCAAGCAAUGAUGUCUUAUAGCCAAUGGUGUAAUUCAAGUACAUUUAUUCAACUACUGCACUUAAGUACAGUUCUGAUACAGCUGUACUUGUAUUUAUUUUAUUCUACUGCUGCUUCACUAUCUUUCAAUAUAGUUUUGUUUUACUCCACUGCAUUAAUUUGAGUUGUCGUUAAUUUUAGAUAAAAAAUGUUGCAUACAUAAUACAUUGUUUUAAAUGUAAUUGCACAAUGGUAUAAGAAAGUAGUGAAAAUCAGCUCCACCUUGACCAACGACUGUAAAAUGGUGCUUAUGUAUUAAAGCAUUAGC